UUUAUUUAUUUUUUUUUCUUUUUUCAGUUUUUUAAUGCCGGAACUUUGAAUUUCUCCAGGUCAUCUUAUAACUCAGCUCUGAAUAGUUGGGGUUUUUGCACGUUCAACUGAGGAGAAUAUGAAACUUUUGUUUCUUGUACUCAGCUCUAGGAACUGAGUUGGAACAUUCAAACGGGAGUUGUGCACUAAGACGGAAGCCAAAAAUAAAAAAUUUAACCUUGCCGUAAUAGUAAGAGUGAUAGGGAGAGUAAUCGUAAGAAUAAUAAAUAAAAUAAAAAGAAACGAAGAUAAAUUUAAAGGUGAUGGGCGUGGGCACAUCAGUUCAUCAGAGUGUCACUCAAGAAUGGCUCAUGUCGGAAUCACACCGCAUUAUUCGACAAUUAUCCUCAUUAAUUUCUGUUACUCGUGAAAUAGUUAUCACUGAGUUGGAUAAUUUGGAUAACCGAGCACAGAUAGAAAUUGUAAGAGCAAUUGCGUACACCCGGGAUUACUUAGUAGAACUAGCAAGCAUGGAUGAAAUCGCAAAAAUGUGCGUCGACAAAAAAACACCCGAGUUGGACAACAUGCAGCGGACGAUGAAGGAAGCUCUGGUAGUCUGCUAUAAAAAAUACACUGUCGAAUUAGAUAAAAUAUGCGAAGAGCGGUUAAAACUUCACAACGAUGCCAUACAAUUAAAGGACCAAGCGGACAAGGUUGUUGAAGACUGCAUGCGCAGUGAAAAUCGGCUCGCCUGCUUGCACAAAAAUAUCUCUGCCUUGGCGGCGAACGUCAGCGCCCUCGCCAAGAAAAUAGAUUGCAAUUUUUGCAUGGAAUACAAAGUUAAGAGGCGGAUUAUCAUGAAGUUGCUGGAGUGCGACAGGAAAAUUCUACAGAAAGUUCUCAAGGCGGGGUCCUCUAUCAUCGGGGACGUUAAGAAAUGCAUCGAGCGCAAUGACAUACCGGAGGUUAACUAGCUAUAUGAAGUUUUGUUGAUUGAUUAAAUGAAUAAUUA
Molecule: messenger RNA, 991 nt
Organism: Cotesia glomerata
Lineage: Eukaryota; Metazoa; Arthropoda; Insecta; Hymenoptera; Braconidae
Exons: 2
Coding region: 303-953 (216 amino acids)
Source: RefSeq, a predicted model, not a curated record